AUGCUGUCACAAAGUUUCAUGCUUCGAUUCUUUAGUCCGGCUCUUUUCGUCAUUGCUUCAGUGAGUGCCGAGACUUCGACUUGUUUAGCCCGUCCAACGCCGGCGGAAGAGAGGACAAACAUCACCAUAGGUGAUUUUUCUAUGCCGAUUGGCAUAGCGUCCGGAGAUUGGCAAUUUAAUCUGAUCCUUGCGGAUCUCGUUGCAAUCUUGCUUGAGGAAGUGCUGGGAUAUAACGUUGCGAAAGUCGUGACAGGGUCAGAGCUGCAAAAGCUGCUCAGUGUGGCUGGCUGCUCAAUGGCCACUACUGGUAUCAGUUGUGCUUACCCGUCGUUCUAUCACAUUGCUCUGGAGGUCAUGGAAUUUCAUACCACCUUGUCGGAAUGGUCUACAGCUCUGGAGCAGCUCGGGGAUCUAGCCCCAAACGACUUGGGAACCCUGGGCUACGAGGGCUAUGAAGGGAUGUUCAUCUUCGAGCAGCCUCGAAAGAAGUGUCUCGAGGAAACUGGCCUAGACUUGUCCUACUUCUUUUCAUUCAAUGCUUCCUGGUUCCAUCCGGAGAACUACCUGGCGACCAUCGGUUCAGUUGACAUGGACCGGCUGCUCCCUUGCUCGCAACGCCUCUACGUGGAGUGGCCAGAUUUGGGAGACCAGUACCUCAGCGCAACUGGGGACUCAGAGGGUGUCGAGUUUGUGGCUUCAGCUCGCCUGAAGUGCUGGGAAGGGAAGUGGUGGCUGGCACCAGCUUGCCGAUCCAACGCUUCGAGAUGCGUUGCGGUGGUGACGGGGCCAGAGGCUUGGGGGAUGCCUUAUAUGGUGCAGCAAGCAGCCUUUCACAACAUGCCGCUUGCGAUCGCAUCAGCUUUGGAUACUCCUACCUACGAAGAGAUCAAUCGCGAGCUCCAGUCUGUGUUCUACUGGUGGAGUCCCGACCCCACCUUCGCAGCCUUCGAAACCAGAGCUGUUGUUUUCCCGCCCCACAACGCUGCCGAACACAGGCAGGGAAUCUACCAGACCCAGCCGAGCACGGAGCCAGUACUGAAAUUGGUUUCCUCUGGCUUGGAAUCCUCCGCGCGACGUGCUUACCGUCUCCUCGAAAACAUGCAGAUCAAGGACAGCGAUGUGUCGGAUUUGCUGCGGUUGCACGUGGAGUCGGGCUCCAACCCCCGGCUGACUGCAUGCGAAUGGCUCCAAGCUUCCCGAGACCAAUGGAUCACUUGGAUACCAUCGAAGACUGAAUGCCUUGUCAGUAAAGGCUUGGUCAAUGAGGCUGGCGACUUCGUCACUUCUACAACCAAUGCUGCUGAUUGUGCCACUUGCCCACCUGGGCGAGCAUCCGUCAAAUUUGAGAGGACCUUCCUGUGUUCGAACUGCACGGUUGGAUCCUAUCAGAACGCCUGGGGUUCGACGACGUGCUUCUCCUGUGAGCCGGGCACGGUGGCAGCGGAGUUCGGGAUGACGCAGUGCAGCCUUUGCAG
This is a messenger RNA of Symbiodinium necroappetens, 1475 nucleotides long. Lineage: Eukaryota; Dinophyceae; Suessiales; Symbiodiniaceae. The record is from the annotation of a GenBank genome assembly.